Messenger RNA from Eucalyptus grandis, 1912 nucleotides. RefSeq names its product probable galacturonosyltransferase-like 9. Gene Ontology annotation, cellular component: Golgi apparatus. Gene Ontology annotation, molecular function: glycosyltransferase activity. NCBI's taxonomy places the organism in Eukaryota, Viridiplantae, Streptophyta, Magnoliopsida, Myrtales, Myrtaceae. The transcript has a single exon. The record is from RefSeq and is a predicted model, not a curated record. The coding region runs from base 542 to 1486 and encodes 314 amino acids.
AGCCAAUAGCCAAAUCCCCUACCUCUCUCUCUCUCUCUCUCUCUUCCCCUCUGGUCCUCGAAAGGACCAUUUACAUUACAGCAACAAGAACGAAGAAAGUUGCAGUCAUUCAUGGCCGAAGUAAAAACAGGGCUCGGUCUCUUGACUCUUCCGCAUUGACUCUCUCUCUCUCUCUCCUUCUCUCGGCAACAAGAACCAAUGCCCGCUCCAAUCGAACCCCAUUCUUUAUAAGCCGCAUCCAUCGUUGUCUCCUACCCCAAGAAGACCCCUCCCUUCUCCUACGAUUUCUUGAUUCCUUCCUUCCCUCCCCAAGGGCGGCCCAUUCCAUGGGCACUCCCUCCCCCUCCCCCUCCCCCUCCUCCUCCUCCUCUUCAUCUUCCUAUGCCUGGCCCCGUCGCCGUUAUGCACCGCCAUCCGCUCCUUCCCGGCGGCCGCCGACGUGCCCCGGUUCGCCGAGGCCCCCGAGUACCGUAACGGCCGGGGCUGCCCCGCCGUGUCCCCGGCCUCCUCCUCCUGCGACCCCUCGCUCGUCCACGUCGCCAUGACCCUCGACUCCGAGUACCUCCGCGGGUCCAUCGCCGCCGUCCACUCCGUCCUCCGCCACGCCUCCUGCCCGGAGAACGUCUUCUUCCACUUCGUCGCGGCGGAGUUCGACCCGGCCAGCCCCCGGGCCCUGACCCGGCUGGUGCGCUCCACCUUCCCGUCCCUCAACUUCAAGGUGUACAUCUUCCGGGAGGACACCGUCAUCAAUCUGAUCUCCUCCUCCGUCCGCCAGGCCCUCGAGAACCCCCUGAACUACGCCCGCAACUACCUCGGCGACAUCCUCGACCCCUGCGUCGACCGGGUCAUCUACCUCGACUCCGACCUCGUCGUCGUCGACGACAUCCGGCACCUCUGGGAGACGCCGCUCCGCCGCUCCCGCGUCAUCGGGGCCCCCGAGUACUGCCACGCCAACUUCACCAAGUACUUCACCGACGCCUUCUGGUCCGACCCGGUCCUCUCCCGGGCCUUCGGGUCGCGCGAGCCCUGCUACUUCAACACGGGGGUGAUGGUGAUGGACCUGGCGAGGUGGCGGGAGGGGGGCUACCGGAAGCGGAUCGAGGGGUGGAUGGAGGUCCAGCGGCGGCGGAGGAUAUACGACCUGGGUUCGCUGCCGCCGUUCCUGCUGGUGUUCGGGGGCAACGUGGAGGCGAUCGACCAUCGGUGGAACCAGCACGGCCUCGGCGGCGACAAUGUGAGGGGGAGCUGCCGGUCGCUCCACCCGGGCCCCGUGAGCCUGCUGCACUGGAGCGGGAAGGGCAAGCCGUGGGUGCGGCUGGACGAGAGGCGGCCCUGCCCGCUGGACCACCUGUGGGAGCCUUACGAUUUGUACAGCAAGAGGGGCGGCAGAUUCGGAUUCGGGUUCGGUUCGGGUUCGGGCUCUCCUUCUUCUUUUUCCUCCUCCGGGAGCACAUUGAUGAUGGGGUACACGAGCUACUUGCUGUGAAGAAUUGGAGGAUUGGCGAGACUCGAUGAAGAUUCUUCCAUCUCUAUAUCAUCUUUCUCUCAUUACAUUCGUUCAGAUUGGAUGAUUCUUUGAUAGGCGGUGUACAGAUUGAUUGGCGAUUAGUAGGAAAGGAUGAAGAACAUAAAUCUCUUUUUCUUUUUUUCUUUUUUCUUUUUUUCUCUUUUUGUGGGGUGGGUUGGGGGUUCCAUUCGUUGUGAUCAUUAUUUUUCAAAUUCUUUUUUUUUUUUUUUUGGGGGUGUUUUUAGGUUGGACAAUUGAUGAUUCUUACAGCACUUUCUUCUUUUUCUGUUGUUGUCGAUUACAUAUUUGUUUAGAUUUCAUUUCAGUUCACAAAUUUUGGAGGAAGGAGAUGAAUUUGUGGGAGGUUGGUUGAAUGGAGAAUAACACCAUGUUGUUCUUUCUUUC